Messenger RNA from Microthlaspi erraticum, 2127 nucleotides. The record is from the annotation of a GenBank genome assembly. NCBI's taxonomy places the organism in Eukaryota, Viridiplantae, Streptophyta, Magnoliopsida, Brassicales, Brassicaceae.
AUGGUCGAAUUGAAGCGAGCCCUAGACGCUAAAGGGCAUUGUCUUCUCGAGAUGCCUACAGGAACUGGCAAAACCAUCACUCUUCUCUCCCUCAUCACAAGCUAUCGUCUCGCUCGCCCUGAUUCUCCUCCGAUCAAGCUUCUCUACUGCACGCGUACUGUCCACGAGAUGGAGAAAACGCUAGACGAGCUCAAGCUUCUCCAUGACUACCAGUUACGACAUCUCGGUGACCAGGCCAAGAUCCUCGCCGUUGGUCUUUCCUCCAGGAAGAAUCUUUGCCUUAACAACAAGGUUUUAGCGGUUGAGAAUCGCGAUUCCGUUGACGCAGCUUGUAGGAAACGGACGGCUAGUUGGGUCAGGGAAUCAGCGGUGAAGAAUCCAAAUGUUGAACUCUGUGACUACUUUGAAAAGUACGAGAAAGCUGCUGAGAAUGCCUUAUUGCGUCCUGGUGUGUAUACAUUAGAGGAUUUAAUGGAGUUUGGCAAGAAACAAGGAUGGUGUCCUUACUUCCUCGCGAGGCGUAUGUUUCAGUUCGCCAAUGUUAUUGUUUGUAGCUAUCAGUAUCUGCUGGAUCCUAAGGUUGCUGGAAUUAUAUCAAAGGAGUUUCAAAAGGAGUCGGUUGUAGUGUUUGACGAGGGCCAUAACAUCGACAACGUGUGUAUUGAAGCACUCAGUGUCAGUGUGAAGAAAGUUACUCUUGAAGGAGCUAACCGAAACCUUACCAAGAUAAGCCACAAGAUUGAUAGGUGUAAGGCUACGGAUGCAGGAAGAUUGCGAGAUGAAUACAACCGAACGGAUCAAUUUCUUGCAAACCCUGCACUGCCUCAUGAUAUUCUAGAGGAGGCUGUCCCAGGGAAUAUUCGACGAGCGGAGCAUUUCGUGCAUGUUUUACACCGGUUGCUUCAGUUCUUGAGGGGACGGAUGGAUGCUGAGAACGUGGAGAAAGAAAGCCCUGUUAGCUUUGUAUCAUCCCUUAAUUCUCAGGCUGGAAUUGAGCAGAAGACGCUCAAGUUCUGUUAUGACAGACUCCGCUCUCUCAUGCUAACACUUGAAAUCGCAGAGUCAGAUGAGUUCUUGCCUAUCCAGAGUGUGUGCAACUUGGCAACUCUUGUUGGGACAUAUGCUCGAGGGUUUUCAAUAAUCAUUGAGCCUUAUGAUGAGAGAAUGCCUCAUAUUCCAGAUCCUAUAUUGCAGUUGAGCUGUCAUGAUGCGUCUCUGGCUAUAAAACCGGUGUUUGAUCGUUUCCAGUCAGUAGUGAUUACAUCAGGCACAUUGACUCCGAUCGAUCUGUAUCCUCGUCUACUUGGUUUCAGUCCUGUUGUUAGUCGAAGCUUUGAGAUGUCAACGACUCGAGACUGCAUCUGCCCUAUGAUCGUAACUCAAGGAAGUGAUCAGCUUCCUGUUAGCAGCAAAUUUGACAUGAGAAGUGAUCCUGGUGUUGUGAGGAAUUAUGGAAAGCUUUUGCUAGAGAUGGUUUCCAUUGUUCCAGAUGGAGUUGUCUGCUUCUUCGUUAGUUACUCACACAUGGAUAACAUUAUUGCUACAUGGUAUGAAACUGGAAUUCUAGAGAAAAUAAGCCAACAUAAACUUGUCUUCGUCGAAGAACAAGAUGUUGAAAAAACAAGGCAUGCAAUGGACAAUUAUCGCAGGGCUUGCGACUGCGGAAGAGGUGCAGUUUUCUUCUCUGUAGCCAGGGGAAAAGUUGCUGAAGGUAUUGAUUUUCACUGUCACCAUGGAAGACUUGCUAUAAUGUUUGGAAUACCUUUUCAAUAUACGCUAAGCAAUGUUAACUUUGUUUUGCUGCAAAAACAGAGGCAAGCAGCUCAGUGUGUAGGACGAGUAAUCCGGUCAAAGUCUGAUUAUGCGAUGAUUAUAUUUGCAGACAAGAGAUAUAGUCGUCAUGAUAAGAGGUCCAAAUUACGCGGUUGGGUACUUAAGCAUUUGCGAGCUGCACACAUGAAUCUAAGCACUGACAUGGCUAUCCACAUUGCCAAAGACUUUCUAAGGAAAAUGGCUCAACCGUACGAUAAGGCUGGUUCUAUGGGCGGCAAGAAAACUCUGUUGACACAAGAAGAUUUGGACAAGAUGGCUGAGACUGGUGUAGAAGACAUGAUUUGUUCAAUGUAA